CCUGUAGGUGCAAGUGACACACAUAAUGGGGGAAGCUGCAGCUGACAGGUUCCGUAAUGGCCGGGAACCUCAGCCGUCCGGCGGCUCAUUCCGACUCCUCUGUUCCACCAAAUGCUUUCCUAUCAGUCCUUCCUGGCCAAGGAAGCCGGCUUCCCCAGCAGAGGAGGAGCAAGAUGGUGUGAUUCCAUCGCUUUUGCCCCCUUCAAAGGCCGCAAUGCAGAGGAAACCAGGCGGAUGGAGAGCCAUGCCUUUCAUAUUAGGGAACGAGACGUUCGAGAGGCUGGCUACUUUCGGGCUGCUGGCGAACUUCAUGGUGUACUUGAUGAGAGAGUACCACAUGGACCAGGUCUCGGCGUCGAACGUCCUCAACAUGUGGUCUGGUUUCACCAACUUUGCCCCCCUGGUCGGCGCUUUCAUCUCUGAUGCUUACGCUGGGAGGUUCCGCACCAUUGCAGUCGCCUCCUUUGCGUCUCUUCUCGGCAUGGUCACGAUCACUCUCACUGCGUGGCUCCCGCAAUUGCACCCUCCAUCGUGCCCGCCGGGACAGCAACAGGGCCAGUGCAAGGGCCACAACGGUGUCCAGCUGGCCGUCCUGGUCACCGGGUUGGGCCUCCUAUCAGUCGGGACCGGUGGGAUUCGGCCCUGCAGUAUCCCAUUUGGAGUGGACCAGUUCGACCCGUCCACAGAGGAGGGCCAGAAGGGGAUCAACAGCUUCUACAACUGGUACUACACUACCUUCACGGUGGUGAUCCUCAUCACUCAGACGCUGAUCGUCUACAUCCAGGACUCGGUCAGCUGGGUUAUCGGGUUCGGGAUCCCGACUGCCCUCAUGUUCUGCUCAUUAGUGCUCUUCUUUGUCGGGACGAGAAUCUAUAUCCAUGUCAGGCCCGAGGGCAGUAUCUUCAUCGGGAUCAUCAAAGUCCUCGUGGCGGCCCACAGGAAACGCCACCUCAAGGUGCCACCGAGAGGGUCGGCAGAGGCGAUAGGGGUUUUUUACGAUCCCCCGCUGCCUAAGGACUCGCCGUUCCAGUCGAAGCUUCCUCUCACGGAUCAAUUCAGGUUCUUGAACAAGGCAGCUAUUGUCCUUGAAAAUGACCUAAACGCCGAGGGAAGCCCUAAGGAUCAAUGGAGUCUCUGCCGCAUACAACAAGUGGAAGAGAUGAAAUGCCUCCUCCGGAUUGGCCCCGUCUGGGCCUCCGGCAUCGUCUCGCUGACUGCCAUGUCCCAGCAAGGCACAUUCACCAUGUCCCAGGCCCUCAAGAUGGAUCGCCACCUAGGUCCCCGGUUCCAGAUCCCUCCCGGAUCCAUGACUGUGAUAUCCAUGAUCACCAUCGGCAUUUGGCUCCCAAUCUACGACCGGCUCAUUGUACCUGCCCUCCGUAGGGUCACCGGGCUUGAGGGUGGGAUCACGCAGCUCCAGAGGAUAGGUGUCGGGAUGGUCUUCUCGAUCCUGUCGAUGGUCGCCUCGGGGUUGGUCGAGCGAGACCGUAGGGCCUUGGCGAAUGCCCACCCCAACCCCCUCGGCAUCACUCCCAUGUCGGCCCUGUGGUUGUCCCCGCAGCUCAUCUUGAUGGGUUUCUGCGAGGCCUUCAAUAUAAUUGGGCAGAUUGAGUUCUAUAACCGGCAGUUCCCCGAUCAAAUGAGGAGCGUGGCAAACUCCCUCUUCUUCUGCUCCUUUGCCGGGGCGAGCUAUCUCAGCGCACUGGUGGUGAACAUCGUGCACCAUGUCACUGGAGGCCACGGCCGUCCCGAUUGGCUGACAGCCGAUAUUAAUGCUGGGAGACUAGACUACUUCUACUAUCUCUUGGCGGGGAUGGGAGCCCUGAAUUUCGUUUAUUUCCUGUACAGUGCCAAAAGGUACCGUUAUAAGGGCAGUGUAGAAUCAGAUCGUGAGGGCCACUUAGAUUUCGAGCUAACUAGCACUAUCAAAGUAUGAGUAAAUUAUUUAAGCAAUAUAAUCGUAGCUUGGCUAUAUCGAUACAUAAAUAAAUAAUGUUCGGUUGUAGUAAACGGUCCAUGAUAAUAUUUAUGAGGCCUUCCCUUUGGAGAA
Punica granatum (pomegranate) is the source of this 2050-nucleotide messenger RNA. Lineage: Eukaryota; Viridiplantae; Streptophyta; Magnoliopsida; Myrtales; Lythraceae. The record is from RefSeq and is a predicted model, not a curated record.